CGGAGUCAUGAAAGUGUUUGUAAACAACUCAGGUCGAAGGCGCAUCAAACUGGAGCUGGACAAAUUGCCACACAUAUCCCCAAGUGUCAACUCGUCUUCCAAGGUGUACUUCAUAUUGGGGUAUGAGGGUUGUUUGAGCUUACCACUUCCGGACUUCUUAAAAUCGACAGGAUGACGGGGAAUUACAGUCACUGAUAAAUCCAUAGUACUUUAGGUAGUUCUGAUAUUUGUGGUCCAUAUUUUAAAUACAUUCAAUUUCCUGAGUACCUCCACUGAGUCAGGAUGCCUUGGCCAUUUUCGGAGUCCAUUAAAAAGCGGGCUUGCAGAUACCUCCUCCAUCGGUACUUGGGUAACUUUCUGCAAGAGAAGCUGAGUUUGGAUCAGCUCAGUUUAGACCUCUAUCAAGGCACUGGAUCACUUGCACAGGUCCCACUGGAUAAAUGGUCUCUGAAUGAGCUCCUAGAAACAGCUGAUGCCCCUUUUGAGGUAAUAGAGGGGUUUAUCCAAGCAAUUUCUCUAUCUGUACCAUGGGCAGCCCUGCUGCAAGAAAACUGUGCCCUAGAAGUAAAGGGGCUGGAGAUGGUGUUCAGACCCAGACCAAGAAUGGCAUCUGGCAUGGAACCCAUGUAUUGGUCCAGCUUCAUGACAAGCAGCAUGCAACUCGCCAAAGAAUGUUUGAGCCAGAGACUGACUGAUGACAUGGGGGAGAGCUUUCAGCCAUUUGAGGGCUUGGAGAAAUUUGCAGAAACCAUAGAGACUGUCUUGAGAAGAGUCAAAGUGACAUUUCUGGAUACAGUUCUUAGAAUUGAACAUGUUCCGGAAAAUUCCAAAACUGGAAUUGCUCUUGAAAUUCGCAUCAACAAGAUUGUUUAUUGUGAUGAAACGGGUGAAGAGAGUUCCAGUGUAAAUGUUCAUCAGCCCACUACAUUUGCACAUAAAAACCUGCGUAUGGAAGGAGUCACCAUUUUUUGGGAUGAGUUCUCAGAAGCGUCCAGAGCAUGUUUGAAAACUUCACCUACACCAGCGGAGACUGAGGCCAAGCUCUCCCCAAGCUGGAAUCCCAAAAUAAUAUGUGAGCCUCAUCCCCAAUUCACAGAGCCAAUAUCCUCUGCAACACCAUUUGAACCGAUGCAGAUUGGAACACUUAAUGGUAACAUUGAGCUAUCCCUCACCCUGAAACACAACCUUGCCAUGCCUGGAGCAAAGCUGGAUGUUGAGGGACAGAUUGAUGGAAUGAUCAUUCUUGUGUCCCCUCGGCAAGUUCAUCUUCUAGUGGACAUGUUUGGAUCUUUCUCAGGAGGAGGUGCACAACAAUGGGCUAAAGACAGAAAGAAUCGACCCAUGCAACAAGAGGAUGAGUAUCGACUCCAUAUGGAACUGAACCGCUGCCUCAAGAAGGACACUGCUGUGCCAGGCGCAGACCCUGACCUUUUUGAGAGCCAGACUACCAGAACUGUGUCUAGUCGAGAGGACGUGUUCUUCUCAAUGGCUGACAUGGACAUGUCUCACAGCUUGUCAUCACUCCCACCCCUUGGUGAACCACCCACCGUCGACCUCGACCUGUCACUCAAUAGCAACUACUCAUCUUCCCCAGUGGAGUCUCCUUCUGGCAAUGCAGCUGCUCUAUGGGAUGAUUACCUUGAAGUACCACGACAAAGAGAGAAGCAGACCUGUGAAACUCUUUACCAAUCACAGGAUUCACAGCUUCCGCAAAAAUUAAUGAGACAUGCCUGUCAUGGUGAUGAGUCAAGGCCAGAGCUGGUGUUUAGGCUGACACUGGGCAGCCUGGCUGUCUCGGUCCUUCACAUUGACCCCCUGACGCCACCUGAUGCUGCUCCUAGUCCCCUUACCCCCAUGGCCAGAGAUUUCUUCAGCAUGGUGGGUCCAGGUCAGCUCUCCCCAGCUGCUUUUGUCCAGUCUCGGUCAGUGUUUGACCAGGCCUGCCCCCAUGACCACCUCAGGUUGGUGGCUCAAGGUCUAAAGAUAAACUAUGAGCACUGUCAGGGCUCCAAUCUGCGGACUUUUAGGACUGAUGUUUCCCUGGGCCAGAUGGAGUUGCUCGAGUGCCUGUUCCCCUCUGAAGCCCCAAAUUGUGGCUCCCAAAGGAGGGUUCAGUACACUGAGCUUCUGACAUUUGACACUGCAGCCGGUGCUGAUGCGCUAUCUACCACGAGCCUUCACCUGCUUUAUAAACUGGCUGAGCGUAGAGGCCCACAGGGCGGCCAGGUACGUCUGAGCACCAUUCCUAGGAAGGCUGAGAUCAAGGUGGAGCUGGGUGCUAUCCGCUCAGAGCUGGACAUCAGCAUCGUUGACCGCCUUAACUCACUGUUACAGCCUCAGAAGCUAGCCACCACAGAGAUGAUGGCCUCCCACAUGUACACAUCCUACAACAAACAUGUCAGCUUGCACAAGGCCUUUGCAGAGGUUUUCCUUGAUGACAGCCGUACCCCAACCAAUUACCACGUAUCACUAACCAUUAACGCCCCAGUGCUGUCCCUGGCAGUCCGCUUUCCCAUCCCAGAUCUGCGCUCAGAUCAGGAGAGGGGUCCUUGGUUCAAGAAGUCUCUACAGAAAGAAAUACUCUACCUAGAGCUGGAGGACCUUGAGAUGAAGACAGAGUUCAUGGGAGGCAGUUCUCCUGAGCAAACCAAGAUGGAGCUAACUUUUAGAGAGCUUGUUGGGAAGUUCCAGGAGGAGCAGGACCAACCAGCUGCUCGGUUCUUCAGAGUUUCUCACACCAUAGAUGCAGACAUGACAACAUCAGAGAAUGGGAAAUUUGACUGGCCGAGAGUCGUGCUGAAGAUGAACCCAACUGCUGUCCGCUCCAUCCUUGAACGUGUGACGGCUGAAGAUGAUGAGGGCGCUGAGGACCAUUCUCCUGAGGAGGAAGAAGAAGAAGGGGCUGCCCACUCUCUCAAGGAUGUCUGUGACUUUGGCAAACCUGAACCAUCACCUUUUUCGUCACGAAGGGUCAUGUAUGAGAAUGAAGAGAUGGUUAUUCCCGGGGAUGUUGCUGAGAUGACAGAGUUCCAGGAGAAAACUACAAACAGUUCUCGCAUUAUUCUCGAACUUUAUUUCCCUAAUGUACAAUUAACACUGCCAAGCAAGGCAUUCUAUGAAAAACUACACAAUCGAAUAAAUAAUGACCUCCUACUAUGGGAGCCCACUGCUCCAUCACCAGUGGAGACGGUGGAGAACAUGCCAUAUGGAGUUGGACUCUCUGUUGCCAGCCAGCUAAUCAACACCUAUGCCAAGGACAGCUUCAGCCAGUUCCGCUCUACUGGCCCUGAGGAGGAGACGAGUGGCUCAGAAGAGGAGAACUUGCAGUACUACUCACCUGCCUCUGACCAGGGCCUCAGGUCUUGCAAGAAGAAAAAGCCCAAGGCCCAGAGCAAGACCUCCCAGAGCCUGUUCUCUGUCAUUCUCAGUGUCAACCAGGGGCUAAUGGCUAUACAUACCAAUGCCAAGAGGGAGGAUAAGACUCUAUUGAAAAACAGACAUGGGGAGUUUUGGGUGGAGGUGAAGAAUGCAGUGCUUUUCAGUGUGAUGCAGUAUGAAGGCUACAAAGAUCAACAUUACAUCUGCUUCCACACCAGUAGUAUCUGCAUGUAUCACCAAGGGCUCAUGGAUGGAGAAACCUCAGUCUUGGACCUCAAAUUGCCCUGCAGGACACAUCCACAUUGGCUGGAGCUAGGCAUCUACCAAUCUGAGUCAUCCUCUGACAGAUCGUCAACACCCUCAGAGGGCAUUGGCCUGGAGGCCCAUAGCAUGUUAUCAGUCGCCGUCAAAAUCUCAUCCCAGAAUGCAGAGCGCAAUGUCAAGGAAUUUCUGGUUGCUGUGGGAGUUAGAGGAGCAACACUCCAGCACAGAGUGGUCCCUUCCAGUCUGGGAUGGUAUGACCAGAUUGUUGACUUCCUGAACGUUUCUGAUGAGCCUGUGCUUGGUUACACCCCUCCAACAUCUGUCACCACUUUGCAUCUCCACCUGUGGAGCUGCUCUCUUGACUACAGACCCCUUUACCUGCCUCUCAGGUCACUGCUGAUUGUAGAGACCUUCAGUGUCUCGAGCAGUGUUUCACUAGACCACUCUUCUUCUACACUCAGGAUCAUUUUGGACGAAGCUGCCCUGUUCCUCUCUGACAAGUGCAACACUGUUGCUGUCAAUCUAUCUCGUGACUAUGUGCAAGUGGUAGACAUGGGAACAUUGGAGCUGAGGAUUACAGCUGUCAAACCAGGAGUCAAUGGAGAGUUGUCUGAGCCUCGAUUUGAGCUGCGUUGUUCCAGUGACGUCAUUCAUAUCAGAACUUGUUCAGACUCCUGUGCUGCCCUCAUGAACCUCAUCCAGUACAUUGCCAGCUAUGGAGACUUGCUGCCUCCUGCAGAAUCAGAGGCAAAGAGCAGCAGCACCAUGCAAAAACCCAAGGUGGAAUUUCUCAGCCGGCCCCCAUCUAAGACUCCUCUGCUCCCAGAGACAGAGCAACAGAUGUUGCAGGACCUGAUGAGUGAGGCUAUGGAGGAGACUGAUGGGCAGCAUGCACUGAGCCUUCAACAGAAUGGUAUCCAUCAGGAAGGAAAUCAUGACCAUGACCCUCCUCGUUCAGAUCUGUUCCUGUUUCCGGAUGAAAGUGGGAAUUUGGCCCAGGAGUCAAGUCCCACCUACCCCAUGCUCCACUCUCCCCUCAUCACCCCUGCCCCAAACUUGACCCAAGACGUCGAUGACUUUUGCAUCCUAGAGACACCAGGCUCAAGAGGAGAUGAUCGCGAUCAGGAGCCAGUAGUGAAGAAACUUACCUCCAACUCCAUAGAAAUCAAAGACAACCACUUCAGUCAGCCUCUAGACAGCAGUGACUCCAACCGUGGAGCCAUGAACUUUCCUGUUCCAGAGGUGCGCUAUCUCAUUAGGGAGAUCUCUGUCAUCUGGCAUCUCUAUGGUGGGAAAGACUUUGGGAAUGCCACUUUUGCAGCCUCUCCUGCUAGAAGCUGGGGGUCUACUCCUCACAGCUCCCCUUCCCAGACCCCUGUCAGACAGGGCAGGGUUGGAGGACGGGCAGGAGGUGGAAAGGGAAGGAACCCAGAUGUUCUGAUGGAGAUCCAGCUCAGCAAGGUGAGGUUUCAGCACGAAGUGUACCCAGAUGCACUGGUGGCUUCUGGGUUGGCAGUGGACCAGCCUGUGUCCCGGCAAGUGUUUAUUGUACAGGACUUAGAAAUCCGGGACAGGCUGGCCACCUCACAGAUGAACAAAUUCCUCUACCUGUACUCCAGCAAGGAAAUGCCCCGCAAAGCCCAUUCUAACAUGCUGACAGUCAGGGCUCUACACAUGUGUCCAGAGGCAGGCCAGGCUCCCCAGGAGUGCUGUUUGCGUGUUUCCUUAAUGCCCCUUCGCCUCAACAUUGAUCAGGAUGCGCUGUUCUUCUUGAAGGACUUCUUUACUUGUCUCGCUGCUGAAAUUGAGUUGUUCUGUCCACCUGAUCAGGAAGCUCUCUGCAUUUCCAUGAAGAAACCAGCUGCUCCAGAGAUCUCCUGUAGCUUCUCAAAGCAUGCUGGCAGCAACCAGGACCUGGCCCCAAUUAUCUCUGUGCCUGCUCAGAGACAAAUGAGCUACAAUGGUCUAACCACAUUGGGCAGGCAGGAAUCCAAUGAAAGUGAUGCUGCUGCUCCUUACUUCACAGACCAACCCAUUUUCUUUAGGGAGUUUCGAUUUACCUCAGAGGUCCCCAUUCGGCUGGAUUAUCAUGGCAAACAUGUUUCAAUGGAACAGGGAACAUUUGCAGGGAUCAUCAUUGGACUUACGCAGCUGAACUGUUCAGAGCUUAAACUAAGACGAUUAUGCUACAGACAAGGGCUUUUGGGUGUGGAUAAACUUUUUUCCUAUGCAAUCAAUGAAUGGCUAAAUGACAUAAAGAAAAACCAGCUACCAGGCCUACUUGGAGGAGUGGGGCCUAUUCACUCUUUGGUCCAGUUGGUUCAGGGAUUCAGGGACUUGGUCUGGCUCCCAAUAGAACAGUACCGGAAGGAUGGUCGGAUAGUCCGUGGGUUUCAGAGAGGCACUGCAUCCUUUGGAACCUCUACGGCAAUGGCUGCGCUGGAGCUCACCAACCGUAUGGUGAGAACCAUCCAGGCGGCAGCUGAGACAGCCUAUGAUAUGGUGUCUCCAGUGCCUGAUGAGAGAGAGACAAGGAGGAUAAAGCGCUUCUCCCACUACGGAUUAGCUCAUCAGCCUGUUGACCUGAGAGAGGGCGUAGCCAAGGCCUACACCGUUGUCAAAGAGGGAAUCACAGACACGGCACUGACCAUCUACGACACAGCUACCCGGGAACAUGAGCAACGCGGAAUGACUGGGGCAGUGGGUGGAGUGCUAAGACAGCUGCCCCCAGCAGUGGUCAAGCCUCUCAUCAUGGCCACUGAAGCCACCUCCAAUGUUUUGGGGGGAAUGAGGAACCAGAUUCACCCCGACGCACGCCAAGAGGAGUCUCAGAAAUGGAGGCAAGGGGAAGAAUAAUUUUCUCUUGCCAUCGAGUAACUGAAACUGAUUGCUCCCAAUGAGCUGCCAGUGAAAAAGGACUUGAUGGCCAUAAGCUGCUCAGCCCCGCACAGAAUGUUGGAACGUGAAAGAAUCAUUGUGCCUCAUUCAUCAAUCAUUCGUACUUACAAAUUUGUUUGUACACACCCAUGGAAUUUUUUAGCCCUGAAGUUUGUCUCAGUCAAGUCAAGUCAUUUUUCUUAUUUGUAUAGCCCAAUGUCACACAUUACAAAUUUGCCUCAAGGGGCUUUACAGCAACACAACAUCCUGUCCGUAGAACCUCGCAUUGGAUAAGGAACAACUCCCUAAAAAAACCCUUAAGCAGGGAGAAAAAAUAGGAAGAAACCUCAGGGAGAGCAACAGAGGAGGGCUGUCUCUCCCGAGAUGGACAAUGUGCAAUGGAUGUUGUGUUUACACAAUUUGCAGAAUACAACAUUGAAAGAGGAUAAAAGAAUUAUAAUGGGAUUAUAACAUUUAUGAAGAAUAUGAAGAGCAGGAUUCCAAGCAGUGUCCAGACGCCACCGGAACAGCCCAGGACCCAAGCAACGCAACCAGCAUCACCAUGUAAAGAAUUUAAAAAAAAAAAAGUUGAACCCUGGUAACCCCUGAAUUUAGACACCAAUUGGCUAACACUGAUGUCUUUGCAAGCCUGAGUGAUGGCUCGUUGCAAGAGGUAGACAAUAGAUGUAAGGGGGAAGGAAUUAUGCUGCUGACUGUCAGAGAAUAUUGAGAGCUAAAAAAAAAUUCCAUAGGUGUGGAAGAACAAAUUUGUACGUACGUACAAAUGAUUGAUGAAUGAGGCCUGUUGUCAGAUUUUUUUUAAAAUUUUUUAUGUUAAACAGAUACAGUUAGGUCCAUAAGUAUUUGGACAGUGACACAAUAUUUGUAAUUUUGCCCUGGUACACCACCACAGUGGA
This is a messenger RNA of Lampris incognitus (smalleye Pacific opah), 7436 nucleotides long. It is a transcript of the gene atg2b, whose product is annotated as autophagy related 2B. The transcript has 43 exons. The record is from RefSeq and is a predicted model, not a curated record. Bases 283 to 6498 code for a protein of 2071 amino acids. Gene Ontology annotation, molecular function: phosphatidylinositol-3-phosphate binding. Gene Ontology annotation, cellular component: extrinsic component of membrane; phagophore assembly site. NCBI's taxonomy places the organism in Eukaryota, Metazoa, Chordata, Actinopteri, Lampriformes, Lampridae. Gene Ontology annotation, biological process: autophagosome assembly; reticulophagy; piecemeal microautophagy of the nucleus.